GGACUCUAAUCUACUUUGUUAUCUAGAAGACAAUGACGCUGUUAUGGAAAUUGAAGAAAUUGGGCACCUCUCGGCCUGUGGCUGUCAGAUGGUAAUAACUUGGCACAAUGUCCGUGCUGUUCGAUUCAGCCGUCUGGAUAGCGAAGAAUCGUAUUUUCCUCUGAUAGCACGAAAGCAUAACUUGUCUAUAUAUGGCUUGGCACCAGAUUCAGUCCGUCCAGCACUUGGAAAUACUCCUGGUUCAACCUCGGACAUCCCUUUUGAUGCUACUGCUGAUGGCGUGUUGUACUCCGAUGAUGAAGACAAUCUAGGUAACUCUCUUACCAGAAGGAACAACAUUUGCUCUAGCUGUUCUCAGAGAGAGCAUGCCUCUUCUAAUGCUUCAUCCGGCUCCGAUACCAUUGCAGGUCAUGGAAGACCAAUGUCUUCUCUUCCUGUCAGCCCACAACAGAUGCGAGUGACCAAGGAACGUCAAUACGAACACGAACAAAAAGUUCUGUGGGAAUCCUGGAUCAAAGAUAAUUUUGAGAUGCAGUUUAGCAAACUUAUUCCUCAGCGAGAACUACCGCCACCCGGUACAAGCUCUAUCCAUAACUGGAGCUACUUCUGCCAGCGCCUCAGUCACGAGUUUGUUAAAGAAGAGUAUGUACAUCUCACGCUGAAGCCCCCGACUGGGUAAGCAAGUAAUGUACAGAGCGUCCUGUUUGUCCACGACAUUUGCACUGAUCGCCACUCAAAUGGGUCUGAGAGCCUUGCUUUACUCGGGUCUCUCUACUCGUUUCAUCCCACAACGCCCUCUGCAGAUUCAAGCUUCAUACUACCGAUCCGAGAAAAUGAGCUCGUGUUACAUUUUCAUGACUUCAAGGCAAUGGGGGAGCAAUCCGACGCGGAAUUCAUAUUAAUCGACCAUAUUAUUGAGGCCUGGCAGCUGACCUCCCCAGAACCUGUUCCCUGCUUACAUCCCGCCGAUGGUAGGCUUUGUUGAUCCAAAGUCUACUCGGCCUCUCCACCAAUUGAUCCUGCAGAGCCCACUGGCACCGAGUAUUUUUGUCGUUUUGCGAUCCGCGGAGGAACCGAUGGGCGUUUAGCCUGCUUCACA
Aspergillus homomorphus CBS 101889 is the source of this 1099-nucleotide messenger RNA. RefSeq lists its product as uncharacterized. The record is from RefSeq and is a predicted model, not a curated record. NCBI's taxonomy places the organism in Eukaryota, Fungi, Ascomycota, Eurotiomycetes, Eurotiales, Aspergillaceae. The transcript has 2 exons. Bases 44 to 679 code for a protein of 211 amino acids.